Messenger RNA from Ailuropoda melanoleuca (giant panda), 3232 nucleotides. It is a transcript of the gene ATP6V0A2, whose product is annotated as ATPase H+ transporting V0 subunit a2. Gene Ontology annotation, cellular component: vacuolar proton-transporting V-type ATPase, V0 domain; plasma membrane; vacuolar proton-transporting V-type ATPase complex. Gene Ontology annotation, biological process: vacuolar acidification; proton transmembrane transport. The transcript is spliced from 20 exons. Gene Ontology annotation, molecular function: ATPase binding; proton-transporting ATPase activity, rotational mechanism. NCBI's taxonomy places the organism in Eukaryota, Metazoa, Chordata, Mammalia, Carnivora, Ursidae. The record is from RefSeq and is a predicted model, not a curated record. The coding region runs from base 76 to 2640 and encodes 854 amino acids.
CCCCUGACCGCGCGGACCGGAGCGGCCCGGAGCCGCCGCCGCCCGUCCGGCCCCGCCGGGGCGGGCUGGCCCGCCAUGGGGUCCCUUUUCCGGAGCGAGACUAUGUGCCUGGCACAGCUGUUCCUGCAGUCCGGCACGGCCUACGAGUGCCUCAGCGCCCUGGGCGAGAAGGGCCUGGUCCAGUUCCGAGAUCUCAACCAGAAUGUAAGUUCCUUCCAAAGAAAAUUUGUUGGUGAGGUGAAGAGGUGUGAAGAACUAGAACGAAUAUUAGCGUAUUUGGUGCAGGAAAUUAAUAGAGCCGACAUUCCCCUUCCUGAGGGAGAGACCAGUCCUUCUGCACCACCUCUUAAACAAGUCCUAGAAAUGCAGGAGCAGCUGCAGAAGCUGGAGGUUGAGCUGAGAGAAGUCACCAAGAAUAAGGAGAAGCUGAGGAAGAACUUGCUUGAACUGAUUGAGUAUACUCACAUGCUCAGAGUGACAAAAACCUUCGUUAAACGAAAUGUGGAGUUUGAACCCACUUAUGAAGAAUUCCCUCCCUUAGAGAAUGAUUCCUUGUUGGACUACAGCUGUAUGCAGAGGCUGGGAGCAAAACUGGGAUUUGUAUCUGGCCUAAUUAACCAAGGAAAGGUUGAAGCAUUUGAGAAAAUGCUGUGGAGGGCCUGCAAAGGGUACACCAUUGUGACCUAUGCAGAGCUGGAUGAGCCCCUCGAGGACCCUGAAACAGGAGAAGUCAUAAAAUGGUAUGUGUUUUUAAUAUCCUUUUGGGGAGAGCAGAUUGGCCACAAGGUUAAGAAGAUCUGUGAUUGUUACCACUGCCAUGUUUACCCCUACCCAAAUACUGCUGAGGAGCGGAAGGGAAUUCAGGAGGGACUAAAUACCCGGAUUCAAGAUCUUUACACUGUGCUUCACAAAACUGAGGAUUAUUUACGGCAAGUGCUGUGUAAAGCCGCCGAAUCCGUCUACAGCCACGUCAUCCAGGUGAAGAAGAUGAAAGCCAUUUACCACAUGCUGAACAUGUGCAGCUUCGACGUGACCAACAAGUGCCUCAUCGCUGAAGUCUGGUGUCCUGAGGCCGACCUGCACGACCUGCGCCGGGCGCUCGAGCAGGGGUCGAGAGAGAGCGGUGCUACGAUCCCCUCAUUUAUGAACACAAUCCCAACAAAAGAAACACCCCCAACUCUAAUCCGCACCAACAAGUUCACCGAGGGGUUUCAGAACAUCGUGGACGCCUACGGAGUUGGGAGCUACAGAGAAGUGAACCCAGCUCUCUUUACCAUCAUCACUUUCCCCUUUUUGUUCGCCGUGAUGUUCGGAGACUUCGGACAUGGCUUUGUGAUGUUUUUAUUUGCCCUCUUGCUGGUGUUAAAUGAAAACCAUCCCAGACUAAAUCAGUCACAGGAGAUCAUGCGCAUGUUUUUCAAUGGCCGAUACAUCCUCUUGCUGAUGGGGCUGUUCUCCGUGUACACGGGCCUUAUCUAUAACGACUGCUUUUCAAAGUCGGUCAACCUGUUUGGCUCUGGGUGGAACGUGUCCGCCAUGUUCAGCUCCAGUCACGCUCCGGCGGAGCGCAGGAAGAUGGUGCUUUGGAAUGACACCAUCGUCAGGCACAGCAGGGUUUUGCAGUUGGACCCAAGUGUUCCUGGAGUGUUCCAAGGCCCUUAUCCUCUUGGCAUCGAUCCCAUUUGGAACUUGGCCACAAAUCGUCUCACUUUUCUAAACUCUUUCAAAAUGAAAAUGUCUGUAAUUUUAGGAAUUAUUCACAUGACUUUUGGAGUCAUUCUGGGAAUAUUUAACCACUUGCAUUUCCGGAAGAAGUUCAAUAUUUAUUUGGUUUCCGUCCCAGAACUUCUCUUCAUGCUCUGCAUCUUCGGAUACCUUGUAUUUAUGAUCGUCUGUAAGUGGCUGGUCUAUUCGGCAGAAACCUCCAGAGUUGCUCCCAGCAUUCUGAUUGAAUUUAUCAACAUGUUUUUAUUCCCGGCGAGUGAAACAAACGGUCUCUACUCAGGGCAGGAGCACGUGCAGAGACUGCUGCUGGUUGUCACAGCGCUGUCUGUCCCCGUUCUGUUCCUGGGAAAACCACUCUUCCUGCUGUGGCUGCACAACGGACGCAGUUGCUUCGGAGUGAGCAGGAGUGGUUACACACUUAUAAGGAAAGAUAGCGAGGAAGAAGUUUCUCUGCUGGGAAGCCAAGACAUAGAAGAAGGAAAUAACCAAAUGGAAGAUGGAUGUAGAGAAAUGACAUGUGAAGAGUUUAACUUUGGAGAAAUAUUAAUGACCCAAGUGAUUCAUUCCAUCGAGUACUGUCUGGGAUGCAUUUCCAACACCGCUUCAUACCUGAGGCUCUGGGCUCUCAGUCUGGCUCACGCACAGUUGUCUGACGUCCUGUGGACCAUGCUGGUGCGCGUGGGCCUCCGAGUAGACACCACUUACGGAGUCUUGCUGUUGCUACCGGUUAUCGCCCUCUUUGCAGUUUUGACCAUUUUCAUCCUUUUGAUCAUGGAAGGCCUUUCUGCAUUUCUUCAUGCCAUACGCCUCCACUGGGUAGAAUUUCAGAACAAGUUCUACGUCGGUGCAGGCACCAAAUUUGUUCCUUUCUCAUUCAGACUACUUUCAUCGAAGUUCAGUGACGACGUGGCCUGAUCACGUUGCCGUAUCUAAUAAGCUGUCAAAUUUAUGGAGAAUUAUCAUGUUACAGAAUUUCACUUAUGUCAGAUUUACGAUACGAAAAAUUCCGUCUUCAUUGAUUGCCUUAUGAUAUAGCCAAAUGAUUCUGUAAGAUAUACCUCUUCCUCAUGUUAAAUAUUUUGUAAAGUUUAUCAGUUUCAGAGAUAUAAAUUUCUUUCAGUUUUUACGAUGAGCAAAUAUAAGUUAAGGCCAGAAGUUAUGUUAAAGUUAUUUUUAAAAAUACAGGCUUGGGGGAGAGAAGUGGUUUUGAAUGGCUAAUUGAAAAUGGUCUUAGAUACUCAGUUCCUUUUCACCUUAUUAAAAAAAACAAAGAAAAUUAUUCUGUAGCUUGAUGUUGUCAGAUAAUAUUUUUCCAACAGGUGAAGUUAAGUAUAGUUUUUUUAAAAAUUUAAUGACGGAUAAUCAAAAGAUUAACAUUCUGCUUGAUUAAAAGUAUGUCAACUUUUUUUUUUAUUGUAUGCUAUCUAGAACUGCAAGUAGGGGAUUGUUUCUACAGUUUUGUCUUGUUUUCAUAAUUGGGGAAAAUGAGAUAAAAUAACGUACAACA